AUGGCGGGUGUUAGCAGUAAAGAGUUUUAUUUCAAUGCUGUUCAACUUUUAGCCCGAUCUCUGGCAAAUUUGAAACCAGCACCGAGGGAAAAGGUCAAUCAUUUGGUCAGUAUGUGUCCUCAAGAAACAGCACAGGGGAUCUUCAAAUUUGAUCAACGUGGACAAGAAGCAGUUUUUGCUUUAGGAGUAUUUUUUUUACAGUCGGAGUACCAAUAUCAGGAUAUAAUUUUUCCCUAUUUUAUGAAAUUGCUGAGAGGCCUUGCCAAAGCAAUAUGGAUUGAAGAAGCCAGGAUACAUGACACUGAUCGUAUUCCUGUUAGUGAGCGUUUUGCUUUUUGUCUGAAUACAUUAUUGUCUGACAUUGCAUGUUUUCAUGAAAGCUUACGAGAUGAAAUAAUUGCGGCUCAAGUUGAACUACUGGGUACUUUGGCUAACCUUUGCAGGAACUAUAAAGAAAAAGAAUCAGUUAAUUCUCGAUGUAGUGCUGCAAGAGUUACACUUUGCAAGUCAGUGGUUCCUGUUUUCAUAGGAACUGCUCGAGCAGUUGGUCGAGCCAGCAAGCAGUUCCCCCCUCUCUUUUGCCGCAUGUUUCCCUCUGUCAUUAACUCUGUGCCAAAUUCUCCGGAAGCUCCAAAAUUACACAAAGUUCCCAGUAGUGCCUCCUUCAAACAGCGUACUUUUCAUAAUUUUCGGCCCAUUCUGCAUCGUUCCAUGUCUGCUGUUUCUCGCAAUGCCUCUAGUACUGCGUUGACAAGUCAAGAUUCUGGAGCUGAUUUAUCAAUUGCUGGAAGCAGUGGGCUAUCAAGCAAAAGAGCUUCACUCUACAGCCAGUCAUCCCUGACGUAUGACCCCACUAGCUAUUACUUUUAUAAGUUUGGCUCUAGCUUUGGUCGUAUACCCGCAUUUGGCCGUGUUGAACAUGAGCAGCAUCCCUUACUGUUUUCUGUGGCUCACUUACAAGCAAUGCUGGCCAUUGCAAAAAAGUUGCUUACAAAAGAUAUGUUGGAAUUUUUGGAUGAACAAGCUAGUGAAAUUUACAAUUCAGGUCAGCUGAAAAUUUUUCCUUACAAAACCUUCAGUGAAACAAUAAAUUUAGUUCUAGUAACUCUAUUGCGUGAGCUGUUACAACCACAAAAAAAUUUGCCAUCUCCUUUUACGAAAGACGUUCAGGAAUUUGUUCGAGAUUUAUUUCUUUCUGGACAAACUGAGCUUCAGACAAGACAGCAUGAUGCUAGUGAACGUGAAGAUAAAGAAUCAAAUUUUACCGUAGUCAACAAAUUUAAAGUUAAUGUUCAAACAAAUGCUGCUUGUGUUGAUCUAUUAGUAUGGGCUGUUUCAGAUGAUAUGGGUGCUGAUGCUCUCUGUAGUCGUCUACAAGAAAAAAUUCAUUCAUCACACUCAGCCAAAAUAGCUCUUGCUCACAUGCCAUUGCUAAUGGUUUGCUUGGAGGGCUUGGGUCAAUUGGCAGAGAAAUUUCCUAGCAUUUCUCAUAGUUGCAUAGAUGCUUUACGGGACUUUUUAGUCAAUCCUUCUCCUAUACUCUUGCGGUUAAAUCGCCAAACAAUGGAUCACAGUGUUCGAAGUGGAAAUUUGAGCAUUAUGGUGACAUCAGAAAACCCAUCUACUGUUUAUUCUGCAACAACUACUAGUUCAGGAACAGCAUUUGAAAAUUUGAGGGAUACUGCAAUAGAAAAUUUAUGCAGGGCAUUAAAAGCUGGUUUAAGUAAUGAUACUCACUGUGUACAAGCUUUUCUAGCUUCUGUGUCAAACAGGCUUUAUCAGGCCGAAAAAAGUGAUAUGGAAUCAACUUUAGUCUCUACAAAUACAAUUGUAGCUUUGGGCCAUGUUGCCGUAACGCUGAAAAAUACUCCCCGUACGAUGGAAUCCAUUCUACAGUUUUUCCAACAAAGGUUUUGUCAGCCACCUUCAAGGUUAGAUUCCCUCAUUGUUGAUCAGCUAGGAUGCAUGGUUAUAGCCAAAGGGGAUAUUCAUGUGCAUGAAGAAGUGAUGAAAAUGUUUACAAUGAUCACUGUGGAAUCCAGUUCUGCUUACAAUGUUGGAAGUGCAGAUGGGAGAAAACAAGGCUAUAGACACGUUUCCUUAUCUGUGAUAAAUGCCCUCGCAAAUAUUGCGGCUGAUCUUGAAGGGGAGGCUGAACAAAAUGAACUCCUUGUUAGACUUCUUGAGUUGUUUGUUCAACUUGGUUUGGAAGGGAAAAGGGCCAGUGAGAGAGCUCCCGCAGCAUUCAAGGCAUCCAGUAGUGCUGGUAACUUAGGAGUUCUAAUCCCAGUGAUAUCUGUGCUUCUUCGUCGUAUACCACCUAUUUCUUGCCCAAAACCACGUCUUUUGAAGCUGUUCAGAGAUUUUUGGUUGUAUUGUGUUGUUAUGGGUUUUACUUCUGAAUCAGGUCUGUGGCCGCAAGAAUGGUUUGAGGAAUUGAAGGAAAUUGCUGCAAAAUCUCCUCUUUUAGUAUCAAGAGAGCAUUUAAGAUCCGAGUUGCAGUAUAAUUCAGCUAUUCGAGCGGAUGCAGUUUCUGUUUCUGAAAUUCAAGAGCUGAGAAGUCAAAUCGUGGGAUUAUUAGACCAUCAAGCAGAUGUUACACCUUUAAUAAAUAAGCUUAAUUUUGCUCAGUGUACAUAUUUGUUGUCUGUUUAUCAUCUUGAAACUCUGAGAGUUCGCCAUAUUCAAGAGAAAACCCCAUUCCAUUGUAUGCUUCAGUACUUAGAGGAUCCAACCAUUCAAAAAGAUAAAGCUGGAAUCUGGCAGUGUAUUGUAGCAGUUUCGGAUAAAGUGUUUCAGACCUAUUUAGAUAUUGUCUCAUCAAAACCCCGAAAUAAGGAGCGAGACGAUGAACUUGAGGAACAUGCUACAUUUUUACUUGUGAAAUUCAACCAUCCUCAGAAGCAAAUCAGACGGGUAGCAGAUAAAUAUCUCUCAAUGCUAGUAGAUAGAUUUCCUCAUUUAUUAUGGAGUGGAAAAGUACUUUGGACAAUACUUGAUAUUUUACAAAUAUUGGCUCUCUCUUUGAAAUGGGAUGCAAAUGAAGAAAUACCAGAGUUACUUGUUCCUCGUACAAACUACAAGCUUGCUUUGACUGAUGCUAUUGACACACGCGAGAAUAUUGUUAGGGAUUUUGCUGCUCGGAGUAAAGGUAUUUUGCAAGAAGCAGUAAAAUGGGCACCAAAUGUUACUCAUUCCCACUUAGUUGAGUAUUUAACAGUACGUCAGCAUGCUUCUGAUGGUCUCAAGCAUCAUAGUGGUCUGGCAAUGGCUGUGGAAAGUGUGUUACAAUUUUCUGGACUUAAUUUGUUAUCUUCCCCUUUAUCAAAUUCUACAUUAGAUAAAUGGCCGGCUUGUGUAAAAAACAACUAUUCAGAGUCUGUUGCUUCAAUAAACAUAAGGUGUCAUUAUGCUGGCGAAAUUGAAGGUUUUCUGGCUGUAUCUGAUGAAUCUGAAGGUUACUUGGAAAAUGUAGCAAAUCAAUUGCUGCAAAAUUUGCAUGAAACUUGGAAGACCAAAGAUUCUGAUGCUCACGACAAAUGCAUAUACCGUGUAUGUGCCCUGCUAAUUGCUACCAAAAGUGUUGAUCGUAGGUUAUUGCAUGCUUUGUGCUGGUCACCUGUGGAGAUAUUUACUGAACAAGCUAUGAGGAGUGCAAUUGCUUGUUGGCAAUGGCUACUAGCCGCAAGAGGAGAUCUUGAAUUACAAUUUUUACAAGAGAUGUCUGCAGCUUGGCAAAUGACAAUAGACAGAGAAAUGGGUUUAUUUUCACAAGAUCCCGAGGAGGUGGAUCCUUUAGCUGCACAUGAAGGAUGCAAUUUAUCUCCUAAUGGCCCAUUUAUCACUCCUCAUUCAAUAUGGGUAAAGUUUUUAUCUGAAAGACUUGAAGUUGCGAAGUAUUGCAAUAUGAAUGAAGUCGAAAUUUUCGCCAAUAUUUUGCAUCGCUCCUUGCCUGUAGCAGUUGGGAGGCCAAAUCACAACAGGCGUCACAUUUCUUCCAUGAGCACCCGCUUCAGACUUUUAUCGUGUGGACUAUCAUUGCUGCAAGGAGACAUAUUGCCUCGUACAGUGUGUAAAAAUGUUCUACGAGAAAGAAUAUAUACAGCUGCUCUGGAUCAUUUUUGUGGCCCUCCAAUGUGUCCUACUCAAAAAGGAUCUGAACUCAGAGAAGAUAUUACUACUUUAAUCAAAUUUUGGAAUAGUUUACAUACAGACAAAAAGUAUUUGAAAGCCACCAUGAUUGGAGAAGUGAAUGAAGGAUCAGGUAGUCAGAAUCUCUCUCUGAGUCUAAGUUCUGAAUGGCGUAGUAGCACGGAGUUAUCCCAAUCAAGAGCUCAGCCAACUGGAUGGAUGAAUACUAUGCCGUUAAGCAGCAACAUGUCAACUAUUUCUCGUAGAUCAUCUGGAGGGAGAUCAGGUCGACGAGAAAAGUCUGAAAAUUUUGUUAAGGGUUAUGUCAAAAAGAGGAACAUGAUAUUGGGAUUAUUGGCUGUAGAUAUAGAAUUCUUAAUAACCUGGCAUAAUCCAAUGUCUUUACCUGAAAAUCAUUUUCCUGGAGAAGAUGUUAUAUCUACUUGGCGAUCUCAAACUGUUACUGAAAGGACCUGGCGUGACACAGCCAGACUGGCUUGGGAUAUUUCGCCAGCCCUUGCUGUUUACUUACCUUGCAGGUUUUUUUUUAUUUUUUAAAAAGGUUUCCAUAAUUCUGAAGCAUUGACUGAAGAAGUAGCUAGAUUAGUUCAACUAAAUCCUGCUGCUGUGUCUCACAUACCAGAAGCUUUGCAAUAUCUCACAACUUCAGAAAGCAUUAUUAAUGAUUCUGCAGAACUAACACAUGUACUGACAUGGGCUAUAGUUCCCCCAAUCAAAGCCCUUGCAUACUUUUCUCGUCAGUAUCCUCGUCACCCAGUUACUGCACAGUAUGCUGUUCGUGUUUUGUCUUCAUUCCCACCAGAUGUGAUUUUGUUUUACAUUCCACAAUUAGUACAAGCAGUUCGACAUGACAGUAUGGGAUAUGUUACUGAAUUUAUAAAAAGUGCUUGUAAGAAGUCCCAAUUAUUAGCUCAUCAAGUUAUUUGGAACAUGAAAACUAAUAUGUAUUUGGAUGAGGAAUCUCAGCACCAGGACCCUGUGAUGUACGAACCAUUAGAGCACAUAAUGAGCAACAUUAUUGGUUCUCUUUCUGGGCCAGCAAAACUUUUUUAUGAAAGAGAAUUUGACUUCUUCAGUAAAAUUACUAAUAUAUCUGGAGAUAUAAGGCCUUAUCCUAAAGGACCUCAGCGGAAGCAAGCUUGUCUUGAUGCUCUUAGUAAAAUUAAAGUUCAACCAGGAUGCUACCUUCCAUCAAACCCGGAAGCAGUUGUUUUGGACAUUGAUUAUAAAUCCGGUACACCAAUGCAGAGUGCUGCAAAAGCUCCCUUUUUAGCAAGAUUCAAAGCUCAACACUGUGGAAUUCAUGAAAUGGAGAAUAAAGUCUUAAAUAUUGCAAAAGAAUCCAAUGAGAAAGCUGUAGUGGAAAACGUUGAAAAGGAAUAUUGGCAAGCUGCUAUCUUUAAAGUUGGAGAUGAUGUGAGACAAGAUAUGCUAGCUCUGCAAGUAAUAGCACUCUUUCAAAACAUAUUCAAGAAAGUUGGUUUGGAUCUAUUUUUAUUUCCAUAUAGAGUCGUAGCCACAGCACCUGGUUGUGGAGUAAUUGAAUGUGUUCCUAAUGCUAAAUCUCGUGACCAGCUAGGACGGCAGACAGACAUAGGAUUAUAUGAAUACUUUUUGAAAAAAUAUGGUGAUGAACUUUCAAAACCAUAUCAAGAGGCCAGAAGAAAUUUCAUCAAAAGUAUGGCUGCUUAUAGUGUUGUUGGAUUUUUACUUCAAAUUAAAGAUCGUCAUAAUGGCAACAUAAUGUUGGACACAGAUGGCCAUAUCAUUCAUAUAGAUUUUGGAUUUAUGUUUGAAAGUUCUCCAGGUGGUAACUUAGGAUUUGAACCAGAUAUCAAAUUAACAGAUGAGAUGGUGAUGAUAAUGGGUGGUAAAAUGGAAUCACAGCAUUUUAGAUGGUUUAUGGAACUAUGUGUGCAAGCUUAUUUAGCAGUCAGACCCUACAGCGAAGCGAUUGUUUCACUUGUAACACUGAUGUUGGACACUGGAUUACCUUGCUUUAGAGGCCAAACUGUAAAACUUCUUCGAUCUCGAUUUGCACCAAACUCUAGUGAAAAAGAAGCAGCAGCCUAUAUGUUGAAAAUAAUUCGAGACUCUUGCCUCAAUUUCCGUACAAGAACCUACGAUAUGAUUCAAUAUUAUCAGAAUCAAAUUCCAUAUUAGGCAUUUACUUAUGUUGUAACAAAAUGAAAAUGAAUAGAUGUAUAUUAUGUAAUUUGUUGUUGUAUUAUAUAGUUUAAUUAUCAGUGCAGUUAAAAUAUUUAACUCUU
Molecule: messenger RNA, 6422 nt
Organism: Uloborus diversus
Lineage: Eukaryota; Metazoa; Arthropoda; Arachnida; Araneae; Uloboridae
Gene: Pi4KIIIalpha
Product: phosphatidylinositol 4-kinase alpha-like
Biological process (GO): phosphatidylinositol-mediated signaling; phosphatidylinositol phosphate biosynthetic process
Cellular component (GO): plasma membrane; cytoplasm
Molecular function (GO): 1-phosphatidylinositol 4-kinase activity
Source: RefSeq, a predicted model, not a curated record